UAAACAAACCGGGAAUUCUUCCCAGUUGUAGAUGUAAACAAAGAUGGGAGGUGACACGCAAGCAGGAGCCGAAAAUGCCAGCGAAGAACGACCACAAAAUAAUCCCUUGUCAAGGAAGAUUAAUAAGAUUUUGGAAACCAGAUUAGAAAAUGACAAGGACACACUUGAUGCCCUCAAAGAACUGUCCACUUUCUUCACUGAAAACACCCUAAGAAGCAGGAGGAAUCUUCGUGGUGAAAUUGAGAAGCGCAGCGUUGGGAUCAGUGAGGAGUUUGUCACUGCCUUACGGGAAGUCAAGGAAGCUGUUGAUGGCAUAUACACUGAGGUCAGCUCAAUGAAUGAGGUUUGUGUUGACAUGAAGCGAAGACUGCAGGCAACCAAGUCUGAGACUCGACAUCUCAUUCAUCAGACAAAUUCCCUGCAGAAUCAGAGUCAAAAGUUACGCAUGCAAGAGGAAGUUGCGCUGGCUUUUGUCAAGACAUUCCAGCUGACACCAGAGGAAGUGUUGAUAAUCAAAGGCUCAUCCAGGGAAGCUCCCAUAACACAGGAGUUCUUCACUGUGCUUGACAAGACCCAGAAAAUCAGAAACAACACAAAAUUUUUACUACAGACUGGACAUCAGAAGACUGCCUUGGAUGUCAUGGAGCAGAUGAAUGUGUGUCGUGAGGCAGGCUUGGAGAGACUGUAUCGCUGGUGCCAGAGUCAGUGCCGCUCUCCAGACCCAUCACCACUUCUCACCCAGGCUUUGGCAGCACUACAAGAAAGGCCUGUGCUUUUCAAUCUUGUUGUGGAAGAAUGGGUUGUGGUGAGGAGAGGGUGGCUGGUACGUGGCUUUCUUGAUGCCCUAACCAUUGGAGGUCCUGGAGGAGCCCCAAGACCAAUUGAACUCCAGGCCCACGAUCCUCUAAGAUAUGUGGGAGACAUGCUGGCUUGGGUUCAUCAAGCACUGCCAUCGGAGAGGGAAGCAGCCCAGACUCUCUUUGCUAAGUGCUCUAAUAUUGAAAUAAUGAGAGACGUUGUGGGAGAUCCUCUGGCCUUUUCCAUUUAUGGGAUUAAUGCCAAAGUAGAUAACCACAGUGACUCACAGGGCAGCCAUGCAUGCGUUUCUAAUCUCACACUAAGAGAUGUUGCCGAACAAACAAGGUCAACUGUGGCGAGCAUCUCAGAGAGCGUGUGCCGCCCUCUGAAAACUCGCAUAGAACAGAUGAUUGUGACUGACCAAGGGAGAGAGGGAGGAAAGAAGCCUGUGCAACUUUAUAAAAUCAGCAACCUAUUACGGUUUUAUCAUAAUACUAUUAAACAGGUUUGUUUCUUAUAUUCUAGGAAAUGUUUCAACUCAAUGUGUAACAUAGAAUUAGGUAACGUGAAUCUUCGUUUCACUUGUGGGCAGACUCUCUGGGAUCGAACUCACACUUCAGUCACAAGUGUUCCCUAUAUCUGCAUCCUCCAAAAGCUCACUCACUCUCGCUCAAGGAUGACCACGCUGGAGAGACCUUGGCUCCAACACCAGGUGUUGCUCGUUGAUACCCUCAGGCGUUGCUUACAGGAAGUGGUCACAGCCUGCCACAAGUGCAGACUGAUGCUGCCCCCAGAUCAGGACUUCUCCAAGCAGUUCGUUAGAAGAAGAAUUACUCCACAGAUUGUGAGCUGUGUUGUGGAUCCCCUGGUCAAUGCUGUUAAUGAAAGUGCAGCAGGUCUAGGCACAGUGGAGAGUGCUGUCUACCUCUUGAACUGCUUCCACCAAUUGCACUCCACCCUCUCACUAUUGCACACAACAGGAGAUAAACUGGAGAUGAUUCAGGGUCAGAUUGAUGCCCAGCUUGACACACUGGCACAAGAGCAAAUCAGUGGAGUGUGUCACAGUGUAGGAGUUGCGGGAAUGUAUCCUUUCAUUUCUCAUCCACCGCCAACACCUCUGUCACAGAAUCCUGCUUGUCAGCCACUUGCCAUCCAAUCUUUCAUGACAAAACUUGAUGGAUACCUGUCAGCUCCAGAUCACCUGAUGCUUCCUCAUACACGCCUGCUCCUGAGCUCCUCUUUCCGUCGGACAUUGCACCAACGGACGGCAGAAGCUUUGAGCUCCAUUUAUGUCAAACUGCAUUCCCUCGUGCACAAUCCUAUGAAUGGAUACACAGAUCCGUCUGCUCUCUUGCCAAGAGAUCCUGAAACAGUGAAAAAUCUGUUGUCCUAAGAAUUUUUUUCAGCUUUUUACAAGAUAUUUUUGAAUAAUGGAUGAUACCAUAAUUUUUGGCUAUGACUUGUAUUUAAUUGCACGGAGCAAUGACACUUGAUUUUUUUUUAUGUGUGUCACAGUAUGUAAUGAUACUUUAUUGUGAAGGUUUAAAUCUAAAUAGACUGUUAUAAUACUUAUGCUGAAAUUGGCAUAGUAAUUUGUUAAGAUAUUUAUGUUAGUUUAUUUGUAGAUAUUUAUGGAAUUAGGGUAAUAUAAUUGCAUAUUUCUCAUAAUAAUAAUAUUUUAAAGGA
This is a messenger RNA of Penaeus vannamei (Pacific white shrimp), 2484 nucleotides long. NCBI's taxonomy places the organism in Eukaryota, Metazoa, Arthropoda, Malacostraca, Decapoda, Penaeidae. The record is from RefSeq and is a predicted model, not a curated record.